Molecule: messenger RNA, 1540 nt
Organism: Syngnathus typhle (broad-nosed pipefish)
Lineage: Eukaryota; Metazoa; Chordata; Actinopteri; Syngnathiformes; Syngnathidae
Gene: plcxd1.2
Product: PI-PLC X domain-containing protein 1
Exons: 6
Coding region: 299-1315 (338 amino acids)
Biological process (GO): lipid metabolic process
Molecular function (GO): phosphoric diester hydrolase activity
Source: RefSeq, a predicted model, not a curated record
UGCGCAUGCGUAGCCCGGCCGGGAAGUAAACCUGCAAGCCGCAUCAAACACCGGACCGGCCUGUCAAACACGAACCCGGAACGAGAAUGCUUAUUUUGUGAGGAGAACAAUGUCAUGGUGACUCGACCAGCUCCCAAACCAUCAUCGCCAAGCAGACUGACUAAAAGCGCGGACCUACUUCGCUUUAUUGUACCUGGAUGAUCCAACUGUCCACUACCACUUCCUGUUUACCCUCUGACCCUGAUUCUUAAAGGCACAGGAUGAGAUAAUCGAAAGCGAUCGAUUCUUCCAUCGUGAAAUGUGGGGGAGGUUCUCCUCACCGACACGGUCCAUGUCCAGCGACGUUGAGGAGACCCCCGACAUGGAUUACUGGUGCGAAGACUGGAUGUCCAAUUUGCCGAAGGAGCUGUUGGACGUCCCGUUGACCCACUUGGCAAUACCGGGUAGUCACGACGCAAUGAGCUACUGCCUGGACAUCUCCUCGCCCCUGGUGAGGUCUGAGUCAGACCUGUUCAAGGUGCUUGAUGGACUUUGCUGCUGCCUCACCAGGCCCACCGUUUUCAAAUGGGCCACCACGCAGGAACGCUGCAUCGAAGAUCAGCUAUCAAUGGGCAUUCGAUAUUUUGACCUGCGCGUGGCCCACAAACCCAACGACCCGUCGUCGGAGUUGUACUUUACGCACAUUUUAUACACACACGUCACCGUCUUGGACACUCUGUGGUCCGUGGCUUCCUGGCUGGAGAGUCAUCCCAAGGAGGUGGUCAUCCUGGCCUGCAGACACUUUGAGGGGCUCAGCAAUGCACUCCAUCACUUCUUCAUAUGCAACAUCAAGAAGAUCUUUGGCACUAAACUCUGUUUGCGCCAGGAAGCCGACUGGUCCCUGAGGCGUCUGUGGGCGUCGGGUCGUCAGGUUCUGCUCUCGUACGACGCCGACGUAGCCUCCCGACACGCAGACCUGCUCCCCGGCAUUCCCUACUGGUGGGCCAAUGAGCGCACGGCCUGCAGCGCCAUCAACUUCCUGGAGUGGAACAAGCAGCUCGGAAGGCCUCAGGGUUUCUUCGUGGCGGGCUUAAACCUGACUGCUUACAGGAAUUACAUCAUCACCAACCCCAAGGAGUCUUUACGCACGAUGACCUUGGCUCAGUGGAAGAGCCUAAGCGAGUGGGUGAAGCAGCAGACCCCCGGCUCGGACCCCCACAGCCUCAAUAUCAUCGCCGGGGACUUUGUGGGCCUGCUUCCCCUCUGCCCCCUCGUUGUGGAACUCAACAGGAAACUACUGACGGAUAAAAAGCAGCACACUGAAAACGGAUGCUAACAGAAUGCUCGUGGACAUUUGCACCAGCCAAUCAAGUCUGUUCGUUGAACCCUUUUUUUUAUUACUGUGUCUUAAAUCGUACUGUGAAUUGCAAAUGCAAUCGUUAGCUUGUCGUGGUGGUCACAAUAUUAGGAACAACUGAGCGUAACGUCUGUUGAUGUAUCAAGAGUUACGCAACAAUCAUUACAUUCUGCAGCCUAAGGAGUAAAAUCUUUUUUACAAUGA